This is a messenger RNA of Peronospora farinosa, 300 nucleotides long. NCBI's taxonomy places the organism in Eukaryota, Oomycota, Peronosporomycetes, Peronosporales, Peronosporaceae. The record is from the annotation of a GenBank genome assembly.
AUGGAUGCCGGCAUCAUCGCAGCAUUUAAGCGGCGGUAUCGCCGCUACCAUCUGCAAAACAAGAUUGAUUGUGACGAGCGUGGGGAAGCCGGAAACAUAUACAAAGUCGACCAAAUUACUGCCAUGCGCUGGUCGGUGGCUGCCUGGAACGAGAUCUCUGACAAUACCAUUGCCAACUGCUUUAAUCACACGAGGCUGUUAUCAGAUCUUCCCGACAUUUCAACUGCUGUAGAUGUAAAGAGAAAAGGGAUGGCGCGAAGGAGCUUGAAAAUGCAGAACUUGAGCUGGAGCAGGAGCUGA